AUGGCAAACGUAGCUUUCAACGUCAUUGGGUUAAUACUCGGUGUUGUUACGAUGGCUCCAAUGUUGGAAUCCAUGCUACCUUCCAAAAGCGACCGCGAAACUACAAUUCGUAUUGGAGUCGGAACUUCUAUCAAAGGAAGCGAUACCACUGGUGGUAACAUACCUGGUAUUCGCAUCUUUGAUGUGAUGGGACGAGAUAUUGGCGAAGCUCGCGGAAGCAAGAGCAAAAUUGCAGACGGCGGAUUCAAAGAUAUUGUUGUUACCGCUAACUCGGAACAACAAGGGCGACAGGCCCAAUAUGUCUCUGUUUCUAAGGGAGGCAAUGAUGCACUUUGCAUCUCAUACAUCGCAGUCACUUGGCCAGAUGGGCAGAAGAAGGCAUGGUAUGGCGAUGUUGGGUACCAAUGUGGAGGUUCCUGGUAUAACUCCCAGACAAUCAUCGGAGACGACAAUUACCAACCAAAAUGCACUUGGAUUGAUGGCGAUAAGUCCAACGGAAUCACCACCCAGGGAAUGGGCAUUCAUAUCACGGACUUUACUGCUACUAAGGAGCGUGCUGAGGCAUACGCGAAUGAUGGAGAUACUAUGUGCAAGAGCAAACCUCGCUUCCAUCUGUAUGAUGAUCUGAAGAGCGAUUAUUUCCUUCCGUACUUCAACCCGCCUCUUGAGUAUGACUCGAACCUAGUCGACAAAGACCGAAGCAAGGUUUUGGUGGAUGGUGCCUCAACUGGAAAGCUCCCACCAAAGAACAAGAAGCGUAGUCCCAGUGAGAAGCGUAACAACCUCUCCAAACGCCACACCUUUCCCGGUAAAUUGGUCACCAGCAAAAACCACGCUCACAGUGCGAAGGAGCUCUGUCAAAGCCAUAGCUCUCUUGGUCCCGAUUUCGUUUCUAUUCCCGAGGGUCUGUUCUGUGAUAUGUCUGAGAAAGAAUUGUGGCCUCUCUGUGGGAAGGACAAGAAGUCUAGCUGCUUCGAUCUUGCCACCUCUUCCAUGAUUGCGAAGGUUGGUAACUCUACUACUUCAACCUACAUGAACUCUCGAAGGGAUGUUGCCACUGGACGUAUUGUCCCCAGCAAGGAAUAUGAUGAUAUCUCCGCCUGGUAA
Molecule: messenger RNA, 1107 nt
Organism: Hymenoscyphus albidus
Lineage: Eukaryota; Fungi; Ascomycota; Leotiomycetes; Helotiales; Helotiaceae
Source: the annotation of a GenBank genome assembly